CAAUCGUUGAUGACUUGAAUUGAUAUUUAUCGUUCCAGUGUAACAUCAACUAACAAAUGUAAAUAAUAUAGUGAAGUUAGCAAAAAAGUAUGUUAAAACAUUUUUUGGUGGUUAUUAUAGCAAUUUCUGCUGGUAGUUUUCUUUACGGAAUAUAUAAUUAUAAUGUAGAAAUUGAGUCCAAUGCUUGUCAAAUGACGUACAUGUUUGCACCACCUCAGUUCUCGAGAAUAGACUUCGAAGAGAAUGACAAGUUUCGCAAUUACGGAUUGUAUUACUACAAUGAAGGCCGUAUAUCAAUUGAAGUGCACAAAACUCAAUUCACUGGAGCACCCGUUAUUUUUGUACCAGGAAAUGGAGGUUCUUACAAGCAAGUACGUUCCUUGGCAUCGGUAGCAUUGAGAAAAGCCAGAGACAGCGCUACUGGAAUUCAUUUGGAUUAUUUUACUAUCGACUACAACGAAGAGCUUUCAGCGCUUUAUGGUGAUUAUUUGGAGCGUCAAACUUUAUAUUUAAAGACUUGUAUUAAAAUUGUUUUGAAGCUUUAUAAAAGUACUGAACAAGCUGCAAAAGUAAUUAUAGUUGGUCAUUCUAUGGGAGCUGUAGUAGCGCAAGCAGUUUUAAGAGAUUCAGAAUUUUCUAAAUUCAUCAAUACCAUAGUUUCCUUAUCGUCUCCUAUAAAUAAGCCUAUUUUAGUUCUUGAUGAAAAAAUACAUGCAUUUUAUAAAAGUAUAAACAAAAAUAUAUCUGUUGGACGGUCCUCUUUGAAAUUAAAUAAAAAUUCAAAUUUUUGUUGCGCUACGUGUAGUCGCUUUCUAAUGAGCAAUCAUACCAAUAACGAAGAUAAAAAUUUGAAAAAUGUAUUGAUAAUCACAAUUGGUGGUGGUAAUCGUGACGUACUGGUUCCACCUGGCUUUACAAUUUCAAAAUAUAGCGAUAUACAUGCAAUGACAAUGUCAAUUCCUAAAGUAUGGUUAAGCUGCGAUCAUUUGUCCGCAGUCUGGUGUCUUCAGCUGGUGCAGGUUAUUAAUAGAUAUAUGUUUGACAUAUCUGCCAGUGACAAGCAAAAUUUCGUUUACUUUACUAAGGAUAGAAUACGUCGGGAGCAGGCUGCGCUUACUCACUUUGUGAAAUUAAAUAUAAUUCAAUCAAAAGAAAUAAACAUUGAACAGGAAGGUAGACAUAACAGUAUAUGGCGGGAAGACACUUUAAGAGUAUUUUCGAAAGCGUUUAAAGAAGGAUCCAAAAGUAAUUUUAUACAGUUAAUUCCACUACGGAGACAUAAAAAACAUACGAAAUUAUGCAUUGAUGUUACUCAAUUGGAGCCGGAUGACUUUCUUUUUGGAUGCACUGUAAAGUCUAGAUUUAAUAACGACUCGUUCUGCCAGGACAAAGUCUCACUUUCUCAUAAUUUUCAAAUAUUGCCAUCUAUUAAAAAUAAAAUGCGGUCAGUGGCAAUACUAGAUAUUAACAAUUUGAAGAAAACGUACGUAAAUUGGACCCAUGUUGGUUUCUUCGUUCGUGCUUCUCGCAAACCGAAGAUGUAUAACGUUGAUAUGUUUAAUCCCGCGGAGAGAAAUAUGGUCUUUAAAUUACCACGCUGGUCUACUUUUCAAAAAACAAUUUUAGUAAAUGAAAGUUCACAGGGAACACUAUAUUACAAACUCUUAGUUCAAGGUAUUGAAGAAACUUUUCCAACUAUUGAAUUGAGAAUUGUACCGUUAUCAUGUAUUGGGGAUCUGAAUUCAAUUAUCAUUAAAAUGUGCAUACCCUGGGCGCCAGGAUUUAACAAAUAUCAAAUUAUUCGAGAUCCUUCAGCGGAAGUCUUUUAUGUGAAUGUUCCUGUUUCUAGUCCAAUUGGCUAUAAUUCAUCAAUGAAUCCGAUUUCUUUAGAAAUUUUUUUGGAUCCACUUUGUCGAUAUCAAAUAAGCUACAAAUUUUCGAUUGUGGGCACAAUGUCUAGAAUAGCUCAACAGUUUUGGCACUGGCUGCCGUCUCAUCUGACAGCUGUUAUAUUAGUUAUCCUGAAGAAUCAAAUAAGUAAAUUCCAUGAUGAAUCAAGUACUAAGGGUAUUCGACCAUAUCAUGGGUAUUUUCAAUAUGCUUCGUUAUAUCUUAUAACCGGUUGUCGUGUAUUGAGCAAAUUUUUAACACACAAUGAUGAUAACGAAAGUGGGGGAGACUUUUCAAUUUAUCCGGCUGUAAUUAUUCACGGCACCGCUAUAGUAUUAUCAAUAUUACUUGUUUUUUCAGUUUGGACUGCAAUCAUUCUAAAUGCGUAUGGACUUUCAAAACUAAUAAAUUGGUUUUUACUGAGGUCGGUACUCUUACCCAUAGCAGACACAUUCCCAAUUUUAUUUGCCGCAUUCCUGAUUUCGCUGGCAAUAAGGACAUGUGGAACAGUAGCACUUAUCAUAACAUGUGCCUUAUAUUUAUUGUUGAUAUCGAACGCUUACAGCGACUACUUGGAGAAUUGGUUACUAAAAACAGCAGUGUCGUUGCAUGCAAAAGUUCGUAGCUUUUAUGAUAAACAAAAUGGAAUAAGUACAACACCAACAACAGGCAUAUCAAGCGAUACAACUAGUCUUAUGAGUUUAAUUCGUUGUGAUGGAAUGAAUAAUUUCUCUUUUCACUUAUCUCUUUUCAACUUGCUUAUUAUUAUGACUGGUUUGAACAGUAUGACUUUCGUUGCUUGGGUGAAGGAUCACAGAAUUGUAAGUCUCGGAACAGACCCAUCUCUACUUCCCACUGUAAUAGUCAUAUCUUCCUUGGGCCUUUUAUGGCGAUUAAAAUCACCUAAAAAAAUCUUUUCUUUCCGAAUUGGCUACAGGAUAGCAUCGUUACUCAUAUAUAUGGGUGCUGGAGCUUGCAUUAUUUACUGCCAGGACGCAUUGUAUAAACUAAACUAUUUAAUUGCCGGAACUUUUGUAUUGAUAACAGGGAUGGAAUUGCUGGGACAAUGUUAUAAGAAAUUUAGCCUUUGAAAAUUGUAAAAAGAGAAAAAAUUAAUACUCCUCUCGGCUUGACGUCAUCCUUUCAUGAUCUCUUCAGUUUUUGGUCGUGGGGGGCCAAGUCUCGGGAAUACGAUGAUUGAUGUGUUUUUUUGGCCAAAUACGUGUCAAUUACGUAUUUAGCGGAUAAUAACCAAGGAAAAAGUACCGUACUGUGCGGUUUGCCGUAUAGAUUAUUUUUUGUUCUUCUUUUUAAUAUAAAACUAUACUUUAAUUAAUUUACUUUGAGCCAUUGUGCUAACUCGACAUUUCUCAACAUCAACGUCUCGGCAUAACUAAAAUAAACAAUAUGAAAUAUUCCUUAAGUGGUAAUCACCCCUAUCACGCAAUCGAUCGUAGCUAAGCUCCGAAUAUGAAUGUCCGCUGCGAAUACGCAUAAAUUGCUUCCACCGUGUGAAUUCUAAACUUUUGUUAUCAGCCUUAAUUUUGACAUUUCCAAAUCAGCUGGGUAGAAGGAAAAAUUUAAAUUUUGAUAAAUAAAAUCGAAAUCGUUUAUAUUCAAAUUGAAUUUACCUACAAAAUAUGGAUCCGCUAACGUUUGUAUUUAUGUUGAUUGAGGAAGAACGUGAGAGAAAAUCACUGAGGGACGGUUCAAGAAUCCAGUUAAAUUUUAUUCAAAUUGUUAUUCUAAAACAGGUUUAUUGAAAACUCGCUUAAAUAGGGUGGCCUUUACGCAUGCCCUCGGCUUUCUAGAGAAGAAGGCAAGUCCUUUGAGAUUGUCAUCUAUAUCUUUACUUCAUCGAUUGACUUCGGUUUUUUAGCUGAGGGAGGCUACCAGCAUGGAGUGUGUAAAGACUUCGAUAUUCCAAUGGCUCAGUCAACAUUUUUUUGCAUCUUAAAAGAUAUAUUGGGAUUGCUUGUGCCCUUAGUGGAUAAACCUUGAGUUAAGUAACGAUGAAAAAAGACAAGCAAAAAGGAACUUCUUUCAGAAAUACUUGUUUUCAGGCGCGAUUUUGUGUGUAGACGGGACACAUAUUAAAAUCAUUGCUCCAAUUAAAGAUAAGUUUCUCUAUUAUAACAGCAAAGGAUAUUUUAGAAUCAAUGUCAUAAUUGUAAGUUUGAUGACAAAUGUUUUGCAAAUAUGUGACAAUAAUAUGAAAAUACGUUAUGUGCAUGCUCAGUAUCCUGGCAGCAAUUACGACUGCCACAUAUGGAAUGCCAGCAAUGCUCGUUAUUUUUUAUGAGAAAAAUUACCUUGAUGGCGAACAAAAUACUUGGCUUUUGGGUAUUAUGCAUACAUACAUAUAUGUUACAAAAAUUCCCAAAACGCUUUACAAAUUUCCAAAAAUCAAAAUCGUUUUAUAUUUGUACUAUAAAUGCUGGAUAUGCCCUAUUAAUGACACCAUUCCGUACCCAUCUCUCAGGAAGCCCGGAAGAAAAAUAUAAUAAAAUGCAUGCAAAAGCGAGAAA
Molecule: messenger RNA, 4418 nt
Organism: Bactrocera dorsalis (oriental fruit fly)
Lineage: Eukaryota; Metazoa; Arthropoda; Insecta; Diptera; Tephritidae
Product: GPI inositol-deacylase
Exons: 18
Coding region: 90-2981 (963 amino acids)
Biological process (GO): endoplasmic reticulum to Golgi vesicle-mediated transport; GPI anchor metabolic process
Cellular component (GO): endoplasmic reticulum
Molecular function (GO): phosphatidylinositol deacylase activity
Source: RefSeq, a predicted model, not a curated record